Nerophis lumbriciformis (worm pipefish) is the source of this 1107-nucleotide messenger RNA. The record is from RefSeq and is a predicted model, not a curated record. NCBI's taxonomy places the organism in Eukaryota, Metazoa, Chordata, Actinopteri, Syngnathiformes, Syngnathidae.
AUGGAGCUCGACAGCAUUUCUCAAGACAAUAGGACCUCAGUUUCUGCUUUUGAUAAUAUUACUCGUAAUGGAGAAAAAGAGGAAGGUGCUUCUCAAGUAGAGGUCGAUCUCGAACGAGUUUUGGAACUGGAGAACAUGAAGGAGCUUCAAAACCAGGUGGAGAUUGGAGCAUCUGACAAGUCAGUUACAAAGCAAGAGUCAGGCAAAAAGAACAGAAAGAGGGGACGACGAGUGGAUGCUGAACAAGAUGGAGAGAACACAAAAAAGAAGAAAAAGCAGAUUCAACGACCCAACUACUUUGUUUCCAUCCCUAUCACUAACGCACAGAUAAGCUCAGCGGUGACCGAGGUCCAAGAAUCAGUACUGGAGCGUGACCCCCGCUUGUCCAGAGCCAUGAUCCCCAUCCCGACGCUGCACCUCACGCUUCUGGUCACAUAUCUCGCCAACCAAGAACAAGUAGACCUGGCGGCGGCGGCGCUGGCGCAGGUGGAGCCGUCGUUGGUCAACUUGCUGAGAGGGGCGGAGCUGGUGCUUCCCUUUUCGGGCGUCGCUCACUUCAGAAACGACGUGGUGUUUGUCGCCCUCCGGGAAGGACCACAUACGCAGGUGCUGCGCAAACUGGCAGAGUUGGUGUGCGGCGGUUUUGAGGAACGAGGGCUUCUGGAAGGCGACGCUCGUGGCUUUGAACCUCACCUCACAAUUAUGAAGUUGUCCAGAGCGCCAAAGCUCAGAUCACAGGGAAUCAAGCGCGUGGACCCUUCACUCUACUCCAACUACACCAGCAGGUUUUUCGGCGACCAGACAGUGGAGCGUCUGGAUCUUUGCUCCAUGCUGAAAAAGAAGCAGCAGGACGGCUACUACCACACCGAGACAUCACUGCAACUUGAUUUGACGCAGAAUGUGGUCCGUCGCAAACACUCAAGCGGUCGUCGGCGGUCCGAACCUGACGAGGCGGAGCUUACGAGGAUCAGCAAGCGAUUGGUGGAGGAUGCCAUCAACCGCGCUGUGCAGCAGUACAAGCAGGAAACGCUCCAGAACGGUGGCGGACCCGCCGCGGGAGGGCAACCGCCCGGAAACGCCAACGGGACAACGGACUCCGCCAAGUGA